Theileria equi strain WA is the source of this 1254-nucleotide messenger RNA. RefSeq lists its product as hypothetical. The record is from RefSeq and is a predicted model, not a curated record. Lineage: Eukaryota; Apicomplexa; Aconoidasida; Piroplasmida; Theileriidae. The transcript is spliced from 2 exons. The coding region runs from base 1 to 1254 and encodes 417 amino acids.
AUGAAGAUAUUCCCACUGUCCAUUCUAUUCAUCACUCCGUUCAUGCAACAUGCAUGCGCAGUAUACUACAAGGAGAGAUCCCCUAUUGACUUGGACAUUGCCUACGAAUUACCACCGCAAAUCUGUGUAUCGAUAUCUGAAACACAUCCAAACGGACGCUACUUUUAUCUCAAAAAGAGCAUUGCAAACAGGUUCAGACUUGGCCUCAUCACUUGUGCAGAUUCGGUUAUUUUCCUCGGAAACGAAAAGGAUAUGCUAAGAUUUGUCUUCUUGCAGGAGCUGGAUGAUGGAAAGAGAUACAUGAGAAUCGUGAGCAAGUUGGCGGACUACCACGGCAACGCCAGAAGAAGGGUAGAUGAAUUUGUGAAGCUACCUACUGUUACUCGAUUCCUACGACUAUUUCGGACGCUCCUGUACAUGGACAUCCCAACCCAAGAGCCAAAUCACAUGAUACAGGUGGAGACUGAUAUUCAAUCCGGAGCUCUAAAAUUUAGCAUCCGACCGGAGAUGAAACUCGAAGUAACAAUUGGCGUCGUGAAAUUUGGUCGUUAUAUGGUAAAUUGGAGGACUCAUGGGCUGAUGGAACGAGAUGUCAUCUGGGAGGGUGGAGUAGAUAAUCCUCACAUAAAGAUGACAUCUCUGUUCAACGACGGAACAAGAGUAGAAACGACAUAUGGCUUUGAUGGUAGAGGAUUCAUAAUGGGAAGCAGAAGUCAGAUCUCUAUCUUUCUAGAUCCUUGCGACGAAGAGAUUCGACAAGACCUUCCGCCUAAACCCAAGAGAAAAAGGAGAAAAGCUGAAAAAUCCAACACUACUUAUUCAACUAGCGAGCCAACUCCAAAGAGCAGGAAAAAAGCGUCUGUAGGGAAUUAUCAGAGAGGAAGUACGGAGACAUCAACAUCCGCGUAUCAGGGUGAAUCAGACAGUACAACCGCCGAUAGUCUAUCUUUGGAUCUGUCAGAAGAUGAAUCAUUUAAACCAAGCAUAUCUGAUGAGUCCCAGAAUGAGCAGUCAGCAGCUGAGGAUGCACAGAUAAUAUCUGAGACUACCUCAGAAGGACCAGGAACGAGUGCUAUGGUGAUUGAACACAUCCCCCUGAAAUCAGAUAGUAAUCUUGGUAAUAACGUACUGCCACAAGUUGAAAACACGAGAUUGGAAUAUUCGGAAAUGGAGAUGACAAAUGUACCAAAAAAUGUGGAUGAUGAAAAAAUUGGAGAUGAGCAAGCGGGUAAUAUGUCCGAAGAAGACAACUGA